GCUAGGGGUCUAAUGGGAGCUGUAGCCACCGGCCUACACCACAGCCUACACCAGGCCCACAGCAAUGCUAGAUCUGAGCUGUGUCUGUGACCUAGACCACCCCUCAUGGCAACGCUGGAUCCUUAACCCACUGAGCGAGGCCAGGGAUCAAACCCUCAACCUCGUGGCUCCUAGAAGGAUGCGUUUCCGCUGUGCCACGACGGGAACUCCUCUUCUGUUGCCUUCUUUUCCUUCUGGUAUUCCCCCAUCACGCCUGUUUCUCCUUUGGUAGGUGUCCCACAGUCCUUGGAUAUUCUGUCCUCUUUUGGUUUUCCUGUCUUGUUCUCUUUGCUUUUUGAUUUUCGAGGAUUCUUUUGGUAUAUCUUUUGGUUCAGAGAUACUUUCCUCAGCGAUGUCUAGCUUAUUUAUAAGCCCAUCCAAGGCAUUUCUCCAUUUUCAUUACACUGUUUUUAUUGCUAGCAUUUACUCUGGUUCUUUCCUGGGAUUUACAGCUCGCUACGGAUGCUGCCCAUCUGCUCUUGUGCACUGUCUACUUCGUCCUUCAGCGUAUUGAUUGAAUAUGAUGAGCGUUUUAAUCAUAGUUGUUUUAAAUUCCCAGUCUGAUCAUUCCUGCGUCUCUGCCCUGUCUGGGUCUGGUGCUUGCUCUGUCUCUCCAAGUUGUGCUUUUGCCUUUUAGUGUGCCUUGUACUUCUUUCUUAAUAGCUGGCCAUGAUAUUCUAGGUAAAAAGAAGUGCCACAAUAAAGCCUUUAGUAAUGCGGUGUAAGGCGUGGAGGGAGGAAAAGUGCCCCUGUAAUUAGGUCUCAGGCUUUGAGGGAGCCUGUGCCUCUGGACUCUAAACUCCACAAGUGCUUCUCUGUUUUUUUCCUUCCUCCUUAGGUGGGACAGGAUGGCUAGAGUGGGGCUGGAAUUAGGUAUUUCCCUUCUCCCAGGGGAGUGAGGCUCUGGUUAACUACUUUACCUGAGAGCUGGCCUUGUUAAGAACAAAGCUGACUUCACGAUGGUUUCUUUUUGCCUCCUUUCCCUGGGAACAUGAUGGGACUUUCCCCCAGUAUCUACCCUGGGAAGCUGAUUGAGCUCCUGGUGGCGAAUCUCACAGUAUUGCUGGGGGGACACACACUGGGGCCCCUAGAGUUUCUAACCGUCAGGCUUGUCCACGGUGAGCCUCCAGCACUGUGUCACAUUCAGUUCAGAUGUUCCUACCCUGGCAUUCGUUUCCACUGUGGCUUCUCCGUGUGAGUCCCUGCUCUGGGAUGCCCUGACUCUCCCUGUCGCCCUGUGGGUCUCUCUGAUCUAGAGGACAGGGCUUUGCCCUGUGCCCUCCCCUCACACAGAUCCUAGAAUUAUUCAUCUUUUCCCUCGUGUUCAGCAUUUGACUUGUUGUUAGGGUGGAGUGGGGACCUCCACCUUCCUUGUUUGAAGAAAUGGAAGUCGGAAGUCCCCAGAAAAUAACAUUUUUUAAGGCUACUUUCCUUUUAUCUGUACAAGCCCUCUGAUGAUCCCUGCAUAAAGUUUCCUUUAAGGGGCACGAAUCCCCAGUUCUUUGUUUUCUUUUUAUGUAAACAAAUAAGGCUGAAGAAUGGUCACCAGGAACUAACACAACAUUGUGAGUCAAUUAUACUUCAAUUAAAAAAGUAAAAUUAAAAAAUAGAUACAUUUUCUUAAAAAGCACCACCUGAUGCAGUACUUCCUCCGUGAAGUCUUCCGAACCUUCCAACCAACGCCCAUCACGCCCAUCUGGAGGCCUCCUGCGGCCUCUGACUUGACCAAACACCACCCUCGUCAUGCCAUUCCACUGCUCUGCUUAAAUCCUCAGUGUCUCCUCGCUUUCUCAUAGAUGGGAUGGUGGCAGGACACCAAGAAAGUCUAUUUCUUGGGAAAACAUAAUGAAAUGGAGAUACAUUCAAUGAAUUCAUUCCCUAAUUAAUUGAUUUAGUCAUCAAAUAAUUAUAAAGGUCCAAUUAUAUGCCAGCACUGCUGUAGGUGCUGGGCACAUGUUUAUUUAAAAAUAAGUGGCUAUCUUACUAUUUUAAAUAUAUUUUUUGGUUUUAGUGCUUGUUUGUAGCUAAGCAAUAGCAAAGUCAAAGACUCCAAGAAAACAUGUAAGAGAAAAAUUUUAAAUGUUAUAUGUUCUCGAUUAAUUAAUUUUCCCGUCUGAAUUGGGAAAAUGCUGUGAAUGUUUCAUUUUAGUGAUAAAUCCUUUUAUCCAAAUUAAGGCACCCUUGUUUCGCAGAACCUAGCUGAGAACCACCACACUGAGUCUAAAUUACAUCCUCUUCGGUGUUCCUUCAAAUUUGCAUAUUCGCAAAGAUUAUAUUUUAGUUUGCAUUUUGCCUUUAUUGCGUAGUCCCCUUGUACUUCAAAGACCAUUCACCUCUAGCACCAGACUUCUCUGAGCUUCAAAACCAAAUAACCAACUGUCUUUUGGACAUUAGUUUUCAAGUCAAUAAAAAAAAAGAUCAAUUUCCCAGCAGAAAGAAGAGCAAGAGUAGAAAAAUGCAGAAAACAACUGAAAAUCACGAGCAAAUACAUGAAAAACAUAGACUGUUCAGAAAUCAAACAAAUACAAGUUGAAACAACAAGUAAAGGACUACGUCUCGGAUGGCAGAAAAGGAACCAGUGUUUUGGACUCCCGGCAAACAUGCAUUCUGUAUCAAGUCCAGAGGACAUAGAUGGAAGAUAUACUCCUUUUUUGAUGAGUACAACUGCGCCGAGCUUGGAGAAUUGGCAGCCAAAAUGAGGCACAAUAGAUUCAUCAGCAAAACACCUUCCGGCUCAGAUGCUGCUAAAACUACAUUUCCCAGCAGGCGUCGGACCCCGGGCCCUGUUACUCACUUCCGGGUGUGUCACGUGACUCCCUGGCUGCGCCAUGGCGGAAGCAGAGGAGCGGGAAACCGGGUCUCUUGAAGAAUCUACAGAUGAGUCUGAGGAAGAAGAAAGUGAGGAGGAGCCCAAACUGAAGUAUGAAAGGCUCUCCAAUGGGGUAACGGAAAUCCUUCAGAAGGAUGCGGCCAGCUGCAUGACAGUCCAUGACAAGUUCUUGGCCCUGGGCACGCAUUACGGCAAAGUGUAUCUGCUGGACGUGCAGGGGAACAUCACUCAGAAGUUCGAUGUAAGUUGCGUGAAGAUAAAUCAGAUAAGCCUGGAUGAAAGCGGAGAGCACAUGGGCGUGUGUUCCGAGGACGGCAAGGUUCAGGUGUUUGGACUGUAUUCUGGAGAAGAAUUUCAUGAGACUUUCGACUGUCCCAUUAAAAUCAUCGCCGUGCAUCCACAUUUCCUGAGGUCCAGCUGCAAGCAGUUCGUGACCGGCGGCAAGAAGUUGCUGCUGUUCGAACGGUCUUGGAUGAGCAGGUGGAAGUCGUCGGUUCUGCAUGAAGGAGAAGGGAACAUCAGGAGCGUGAAGUGGAGGGGCCAUCUGAUUGCCUGGGCGAACAACAUGGGUGUGAAGAUUUUUGACGUCACCUCAAAGCAGAGGAUCACCAACGUGCCCAGGGACGAUGUGAGCCUCCGCCCGGACAUGUACCCUUGCAGCCUCUGCUGGAAGGACAGCGUGACCCUGAUUGUUGGCUGGGGAACAUCUGUCAAGAUAUGCUCGGUGAAGGAGCGGCACGCCGGCGAGAUGCGGGACCUACCGAGUCGAUACGUUGAAAUAGUGUCUCAGUUUGAAACUGAAUUCUACAUCAGCGGGCUGGCGCCUCUCUGGGAUCAGCUGGUCGUCCUUUCCUACGUCAAGGAGGUUUCGGAAAAAACGGAAAGCGAAUACUGCGCCAGGCCCAGACUGGAUAUCAUCCAGCCGCUCUCGGAGACCUGCGAAGAGAUUUCUUCUGAUGCUCUGACUGUGAGGGGCUUCCAGGAAAAUGAAUGCAGAGAUUAUCACUUAGAGCACUCGGAAGGGGAGUCGCUCUUCUACAUCGUGAGUCCAAGAGAUGUUGUCGUUGCCAAGGAACGUGACCAAGACGACCACAUCGACUGGCUCCUCGAGAAGAAGAAAUACGAGGAAGCUCUGAUGGCAGCUGAAAUCAGCCAAAAGAACAUUAAAAGACAUAAGAUUCUGGACAUCGGCUUGGCCUACAUCAACCACCUGGUGGAGAAGGGGGAGUACGACGCAGCGGCACGCAAAUGCCAGAAAAUUCUUGGGAAAAAUGCAGCACUCUGGGAAUAUGAAGUUUAUAAAUUUAAAGAAAUUGGACAGCUUAAGGCUAUUAGUCCUUAUUUGCCAAGAGGGGAUCCAGUUCUGAAACCACUCAUCUAUGAAAUGACCCUCCAUGAAUUUUUGGAAAGUGAUUAUGAGGGUUUUGCCACGCUGAUCCGGGAAUGGCCUGGAGAUCUGUACAACAACUCGGUAAUCGUUCAGGCAGUUCGGGGUCACCUGAAGAAAGACAGUCAGAACAGGACUCUACUUAAAACCCUAGCAGAACUGUACACCUAUGACAAGAACUACAGCAGCGCCUUGGAGAUAUACCUAACCUUAAGACACAAGGACGCCUUCCAGCUGAUCCACAAGCAUAACCUUUUCAGUUCUAUCAAGGAUAAAAUUGUUUUACUAAUGGAUUUUGAUUCCGAGAAAGCUGUCGACAUGCUUCUGGACAACGAAGAUAAAAUUUCAAUUAAAAAGGUUGUGGAAGAAUUGGAAGACAGACCGGAGCUGCAGCACGUGUAUCUGCACAAGCUUUUCCGGAGAGACCAUCGUAAGGGGCAGCGCUACCACGAGAAGCAGAUCAGCCUCUACGCCGAAUACGACCGUCCGAACCUGCUCCCGUUUCUCCGAGACAGCAUCCACUGCCCCCUGGAGAAGGCUCUUGAGAUCUGUCAACAGAGGAACUUUGUGGAAGAGACAGUUUAUCUUCUGAGCCGCAUGGGCAACAGCCGGAGCGCCCUGAAGAUGAUCACGCAGGAGCUGCAGGACGUCGACAAAGCCAUCGAAUUCGCCAAGGAGCAGGACGACGGGGAGCUCUGGGAAGACCUGAUUUUAUAUUCCAUCGACAAGCCACCGUUUAUCACCGGCUUGCUGAAUAACAUCGGCACCCAUGUUGACCCAAUUCUCCUGAUUCACCGUAUUAAGGAAGGGAUGGAGAUUCCUAACCUGAGAGACUCCUUGGUCAAAAUCCUGCAAGACUACAAUUUGCAGAUUCUGCUUCGUGAAGGCUGCAAGAAGAUUCUGGUCGCCGACUCUUUGUCCUUACUAAAGAAGAUGCACCGAACCCAGAUGAAAGGCGUCCUGGUGGAUGAGGAGAACAUCUGCGAGUCGUGCCUGUCCCCGGUCCUCCCCUCAGACGCGGCCAAGCCCUUCAGCGUGGUGGUCUUCCACUGCCGGCACAUGUUCCACAAGGAGUGCCUGCCCGUGCCCAGCAUGAGCUCCCCUGCACAGUUCUGCAACAUCUGCAGCGCCAAGCACCGGGGCCCGGGAAGUGCCAUUUUGGAGAUGAAAAAAUAGCUCCUUCUGUGUGUCCGCCUCGUCCUCGCUGCUCUGAAGACGGUUUUUGCAGCAACCGAAGCUUUUGUUGACGCCAGUGCCCUUGAGAGAUUUGUGCACGUGUGUGUCCUGCUGGAGAAAAGCUGCUUCCUCUUCUGUCUCUUAGAUGUUUCUCUUUGCAGUUGAUAAGAAAGUUGGGGUUUGCCCCUUUCCACGAAAGAAAUGGGUGGAAAGAUGUUUGCCUCGAAAGACGUGGGUUCCUGGUCAUUAUUUAAUCAUUCAUCUGUUAGGUUUCCCUUCCUAAAUAAAGAAUGAGCCAGCGUCUGAGUCAGAAA
Sus scrofa (pig) is the source of this 5746-nucleotide messenger RNA. It is a transcript of the gene VPS41, whose product is annotated as VPS41 subunit of HOPS complex. The record is from RefSeq and is a predicted model, not a curated record. Gene Ontology annotation, molecular function: protein binding. Lineage: Eukaryota; Metazoa; Chordata; Mammalia; Artiodactyla; Suidae. Gene Ontology annotation, biological process: protein targeting to vacuole; cellular response to starvation; macroautophagy. Gene Ontology annotation, cellular component: late endosome; HOPS complex.